Molecule: messenger RNA, 1353 nt
Organism: Phycomyces blakesleeanus NRRL 1555(-)
Lineage: Eukaryota; Fungi; Mucoromycota; Mucoromycetes; Mucorales; Phycomycetaceae
Exons: 1
Coding region: 1-1353 (450 amino acids)
Source: RefSeq, a predicted model, not a curated record
AUGUUCACCAGUAAACUGCCCAUAAUUUCGAUUUUACAAACUGUACUGCUUGGCUACAUAUCACAUGUUGUAACCAUACGCCCUAGGACAGGUGUCAGCAAGUUUCCUACAGGCUAUCGACGUUUUAUUGCCCUUGUAUACCCCUCCAGUGGAAUUGGCUUGGCAGUGGAAUCUAUGUAUAAAUCUUUCUUUGGGGACAAAAUACUCAAAAUUUCUCAAUAUAAACCCCUGUUAAAAAGUUAUGCCAAAGAAGAAACCAACAAACCCAAAAAAGAUAUCAACAGAAUUCCACUAAACUCAAGCAAGCCAGCUUCACAAGACUCGUCGCCUUUAAUUAAGCCAUCUACACUCGAAUGCGAAAAUGAUAAAGAAAUUGUUACCAAAGAUACGAGACAUUACACAGAUUUUUCGAGCGCCACCUGUCUAAAGGAUCGAUUAUUAAAAGACAUGAAAAAUAAAGGAUGUGGACACACUGAAGCAGCAUACCUAGCAGCUUUUUUGCAUAUAAUGGGCCCCGAAAAAGCAAAGCAAAUUAAACAUUGUAUCCUCAAUUGCUCUAUAACUGUUGGUGUAAAAGAUGAACCCUUGAAUGAAAUAAUGUAUCCAUAUUGCAAAACUGAAGAGCUAGUAGUAAAUGGACCAGGGGCAGCCUGUAAAUAUCAAAAGAAAGCAAGGCCCGAUGAAAUUCAUUUGAUGACGGACACUAUGAUCAAUCAACUGGAAACGGCGCAUAAUAUGGACGAUACAUCAUAUAUUGAAGUCUUUGUUACAAUUGGACAGCUAUUUUAUACCACAGUUGAAUGUAUGGAUAUAGACGGAGACAGAUGGGCCAAGGUCAUUAUUAUUAUAUACACUAUAAUGUCAGUGCUCCAGACGUCUUCUCUCCUUUUACUGCACAAGCAAAUUGCGGCAUUCAGUAUCUAUGAAGAUAGAGACGAAGCUUUAAUUCUAAGCCUAUCUAAAGAAUAUAAAGCAUCGGUUGAAGGGGCCGGAUCUACUUCAUCUACAAAAAAUAACAACAGCUCGGACAAAUGUAAUCAUAAACAUGAUUAUUACGAUGGACUUGUGACCGGACUUUCGAUACUUGCAGGAAUAAUAGUUUUUGUGUUUAUUGGUAUAUGGGCUGAUUAUAAUAGCCACAGUUUAACAGAAUGGCUUGUGCUAUCCUGGAUCCUUAGCCCUAUCGUUUUUUGUCCUUUUCUUAUUCCUUAUUUUAUUUUAUAUAUGUGCGCUGGACCUUUCAUUGAUAUAUAUACUUACGAAAAUUUUUUGGAAAUACCAAUCGCCUUUGGCUUGUUUAUUUCUUCCGGACUUCUCCUUUCUGCUACGAUUAUUGGAUAUUUACCAAAAUAA